GUCCCCAUCACUUCUCGCUCCCUCCUCAUGUGCCCGUCCCCGUGACAGGAACAAACAGCCCCAUUUCCAUGACGUUUCCCAAACCCAUGUUUCAAACACCAGCCUGAUGAAACCACCCAUCACGAGGCCCAGAGACACGAGGCCGGGGCUCAGUUUCGGGCCUUGCACUGACUCAGCAGUGGCAGGUGCUGAGUAAGGCCCAGAACAUCCCCGGCCCUCACUGCCUCCCUUUGUCAAACAGAUACGAGGAUGCAUUUUUCUGGCUCCCUGGCAAGGUUGUGGGGAGGACAAAUUCAUCAGUAUUCAUAGAAGCCCUUUGAUUAUCUGCAGGCUAAACAAUUAUGGGGCCCAACAAAGGAGGAAGGUGUUCAGGACUAUAAAAGGUCUCCUGGCCCAGCUCACUUCAUUCGCUCGUCUUCUCCUCCCUUCACCUCUCCUCACUCUUCAACAGGCUUUGCCAACUCUCCAACCAACGAGAUGCCCAACGGAGGCUGCGGCUGCUGCGGAGGAGGAAGCUACUCCAUGACCUGCUACAGCACCCCCUCGUGCUGCAAGACCCCGAUGUGCUGCUCCCCCAUGCAGUGCUGCAGCCCCUGCUGCAUGCCCAUGCAGUCCUGCUGCAUGCCCAUGUCCUGCUGCUACACCAUCAGCAACAACAACAGGGGCUGCUGCGGCGGCUGUUGCGGUGGCAACUGAGCCCCCGGCCCUGCCCGCUGCCCUCCCGGCUCACCUGGGCUUCCAGACGUGGAUAUGGACCUGGACACCACCCCUGCUUUGCUUAGAGACUGUAGAUCUCCUGUCCUUUGCCUGCUUUUGGUCACCCAGUGCUCGUGCAGUCGCUGCCCAGCGCUGGGUGGGGUUUCCCUCCGUGAGCCCUGGGCCCGCUGCUCCUCUUCUCUGGGUGUGUGGGACGUUGGAUGCUGUCAGUUCUCCUUUUCCUCCCUUUAACCUCUAAUUAGUCAUGAAUCAUAAUAAAAUGUGUCAGUUAUGA
This is a messenger RNA of Corapipo altera (White-ruffed manakin), 991 nucleotides long. Its product is annotated as keratin-associated protein 5-2-like. The record is from RefSeq and is a predicted model, not a curated record. The transcript has 3 exons. The coding region runs from base 478 to 696 and encodes 72 amino acids. NCBI's taxonomy places the organism in Eukaryota, Metazoa, Chordata, Aves, Passeriformes, Pipridae.